This is a messenger RNA of Cynara cardunculus var. scolymus (artichoke), 1941 nucleotides long. Its product is annotated as rust resistance kinase Lr10-like. Gene Ontology annotation, molecular function: protein kinase activity; ATP binding. Gene Ontology annotation, biological process: protein phosphorylation. Bases 47 to 1912 code for a protein of 621 amino acids. The transcript has 3 exons. The record is from RefSeq and is a predicted model, not a curated record. NCBI's taxonomy places the organism in Eukaryota, Viridiplantae, Streptophyta, Magnoliopsida, Asterales, Asteraceae.
CAAGCCUGAGUGUGGCAGCCAAGUUGGAAGCUCAUAUUAUUGGCAAAUGUCAAACUCUUGUGCUUUUUUGAUCUUAUUAAUUCUAUCACAUAGCCUGCCUCUUUCUUCUGAAGAUGAUAGUAACCAGCCUAUUUGUCCGAGCUCAUUUGAGUGUCAAAACCUUGGCUACUUACGCUUUCCGUUCUAUAGUUCCGAGAAUUCAGCAUGUGGAUUGUCCAAGGUAUACUGCAAUGAAUCAAAUCCUAAGAUUCAACUUAGAGACAACUACCCAUCCUAUGAUCUUAUUCAGGUCACGUUUGGCGGUAGUGAUACUGUUCUAGUUCGAGAUAAUGCUUUUGCAAAUCAGAUAAAUAAUCGAAGUUGUGAUUCAUUGAUGUAUAAUUUUCCUUCCAACUCAUCCUCUAUCUCUUAUAUCAGCCAUCCUCCCACCAUCACCGUAUUAAGGUGUGAAAAGAGUCCAGGAAACAUAGAUGAGUAUUUUGAGAAGGAAGGUGAAUAUUACAGUUUUAAGAGAUGCAAUGAUUAUGACUAUUAUUACACAUAUUCCAAUGGUUAUAUUACAGCCAACCCCGAUGUACCGACUCGGUGCUCAGUGAUUCGUCUGCCAGGUAAUUCUCCAUCUAUGGGUCCAACAGCAAACGUUACAAAUUUCAACGAUCUGUUUACUCUGUUAAGACCCGAUCUUAAUCUUGAACUGCAAGUAUCGGAAGUCUGUCAGGAGUGUUACCGGAUAGGGGGGCAAUGCUCGAAUGACAACCGAGAGUUUCAGUGUGCAUACACUAGUCGCAUCAUGAGGAAAGAAAAUCGAAGAAGCACUGUGAUCAAAUCUGCACUAGCAACUUUUGGAAUUGGGACAGUAAUUAUCUUGAUCUUGCUGAUCAUUUGCUUCAGAUUCAAGAUCUUCUCUAGAUAUGACACAGAAAAGUAUAUCAAUCUGGAAACCUUCAUAAAAAAUCAUGAAGCUCUUGCUCCAAAAAGGUACUCUUAUUCAGAUUUGAAAAAGAUGACUGAAUCCUUCAAAGUCAAAAUAGGCGAAGGAGGUUAUGGUUCUGUGUACCGAGGAGCGUUACACAAUGGUAACUUAGUUGCGGUCAAAGUUCUGAACGAAUUAAAAGGAAAUGGAGAAGAUUUAGUGAAUGAACUCGCAAGCAUUAGCAAGACCUCUCAUGUUAACAUAGUAAGUCUAUUGGGAUUCUGUUUUGAGGGCCGUCACCGAGCUUUGAUUUAUGAGUACAUGCCUAACGGAUCCCUAGAGAAAUUCGUUUAUAAUCGAGGUUCGGCAAUAGGUAGCCAACUAGAAUGGCAGAAACUAUAUGAAAUUGUAGUUGGCAUUGGUCGAGGAUUAGAGUACUUGCAUCGCGGUUGUAACACCCAAAUUCUACAUUUUGACAUAAAACCCCAUAAUAUUCUCUUAGAUAAAGAUUUCUGUCCUAAGAUAUCUGAUUUUGGGCUCGCUAAGUUAUGUCCUGAAAAAAGAAGUGUCAUUUCUAUGUCGGGUAUGAGAGGGACUCCGGGAUAUAUUGCACCGGAAGUAUUCUCUAGAAACUUUGGAGGGGUUUCUCACAAGUCGGAUGUGUACAGUUACGGGAUGAUGGUAUUAGAAAUGGUCGGAGGGCGAAGGAAUGCUGUGGUUGAAGUUAAUGACACUAGUAACAUGUUCUUCUCCCAUUGGGUAUAUAAACAACUUGUGUCGAACAAAAAUCUUGGAUUGAGCGGGAUUUUGAACGAGGAGGAUAAAGAACGAGUAACGAAGAUGGUUUUCGUAAGCUUAUGGUGCAUACAAGGCGAUCCUUCAAGUAGACCAUCAAUGAGUAAGGUGUUGGAUAUGUUAGAAGGAGAUUUAGAGUCCAUACAAAUUCCUCCUAAACCCUUCUUGUUUUCCCCUCCAAAAUCACCAGAUUCCCACCAUUGAAUCGCUAUGAUUCAUGGUUAGAAUUGAAU